CGGCAGCGCUCGCCAUUGCCGCUGGUGGCAGGAGGCUGCGAGGAGCCGGCGCGGUCGCAGUCUCCACGGCGCAGGCCCACGGUAGCGCAGCCGCUCUGAGGUACCUUCCCGCUCAGGGCACUGUGGCAUUGUAAGCUGUAAUGUGGAGACGACUUUCCUCUCUGACAGUAGAUCUUCAUGGAGGAACACGGAGUGACCCAAACCGAACACAUGGCUACCAUAGAAGCUCAUGCAGUGGCCCAACAAGUACAGCAGGUCCAUGUGGCCACCUACACUGAACACAGUAUGCUGAGUGCUGAUGAAGACUCACCUUCUUCUCCUGAGGACACCUCUUAUGAUGAUUCAGAUAUACUCAACUCUACAGCGGCGGAUGAGGUAACAGCCCAUCUGGCUGCUGCAGGUCCUGUGGGAAUGGCUGCUGCUGCUGCUGUGGCAACAGGAAAGAAACGGAAACGGCCUCAUGUGUUUGAGUCUAAUCCAUCUAUCCGGAAGAGACAGCAAACACGUUUGCUUAGGAAACUUCGAGCCACAUUAGAUGAAUAUACUACUCGAGUGGGACAGCAAGCUAUUGUCCUUUGUAUCUCACCCUCCAAGCCAAAUCCUGUGUUUAAAGUGUUUGGUGCAGCACCUUUGGAGAAUGUGGUGCGUAAGUACAAGAGCAUGAUCCUGGAAGACCUGGAGUCUGCCCUGGCAGAACACGCCCCUGCACCACAGGAGGUUAACUCAGAGCUGCCACCUCUCACCAUCGAUGGAAUUCCAGUCUCUGUGGACAAAAUGACUCAGGCCCAGCUUCGGGCAUUUAUUCCAGAGAUGUUGAAGUACUCCACAGGUCGGGGAAAACCAGGCUGGGGCAAAGAAAGCUGCAAGCCCAUCUGGUGGCCUGAAGAUAUCCCAUGGGCAAAUGUCCGGAGUGAUGUCCGCACAGAAGAGCAAAAGCAGAGGGUUUCAUGGACCCAGGCAUUACGGACCAUAGUUAAAAACUGUUACAAACAGCAUGGGCGGGAGGACCUUUUGUAUGCUUUUGAAGAUCAGCAAACACAAACACAAGCCACAACGACACACAGUAUAGCCCAUCUUGUACCAUCACAAACUGUAGUCCAGACCUUUAGUAACCCUGAUGGCACUGUCUCACUCAUCCAGGUUGGUACAGGGGCAACAGUAGCCACAUUGGCUGAUGCUUCAGAAUUGCCAACUACAGUCACUGUUGCCCAAGUGAAUUAUUCUGCUGUGGCUGAUGGAGAGGUGGAACAAAAUUGGGCCACGUUACAGGGAGGUGAGAUGACCAUCCAGACAACGCAAGCAUCAGAGGCCACCCAGGCGGUGGCUUCAUUGGCAGAGGCCGCAGUGGCAGCUUCUCAGGAGAUGCAACAGGGAGCUACAGUCACCAUGGCACUCAACAGCGAAGCUGCCGCCCAUGCUGUCGCCACCCUGGCCGAGGCCACCUUGCAAGGGGGGGGACAGAUCGUCCUGUCUGGGGAAACCGCAGCAGCCGUUGGAGCACUUACUGGAGUCCAAGAUGCUAAUGGACUGGUCCAGAUCCCUGUGAGCAUGUACCAGACUGUGGUAACCAGCCUUGCGCAGGGCAAUGGCCCCGUGCAGGUGGCCAUGGCCCCUGUGACCACCAGGAUAUCGGACAGCGCAGUCACCAUGGACGGCCAGGCUGUGGAGGUGGUGACGUUGGAACAGUGACAUGCAGCCAUAUCAUGGCCUUGUUUUCUAGUCUACUUCAAAAUUUUUUACACGUUUGCAGAGGUGCAAUCAAGUGGAAUUAAGUCUCUCGACUUUGGAAGAAAAGUUUUGUUAACCUUUUUUUUAAAAGGAAGAAAGGCAGCAGAUUUUGGAAUUGCAUUUUUUAAAGCACCACUCUUGAUUUUCUGGGAUCAGUGGAGUAAGAUACUGUGUUGUCAAUUUCACUGUCCCGAAAAAGCCAAAUUGUGGCAGGACUUCUUUCUGCAGAAAUAUGUGUGUAUACUUAUGUGUGUGUAUGUGUGAGUGUGAAUAUAUGUAUAUGUGUACAUAUGGAUAUACACAUAUACAUAUAUAUAAAGCAUAUAUAUAUGUGUGUGUAUAUAUAUAUAUAUAUAUAUAUAUAUAUAUAUAUAUAUAUGAAACCCGCAUGGAAUUAUCUGUAUGAAAUCAAGGUGAGCUGUGGAAAAAAUAAUUCACCCAGUUUAGUGGGUGUAGGGUACGUGGCCAGACACAGCCACCCAGUUUUUGUUCAUACCAGGGUCAUGCGUUGAGCUACUGACAAACUCAGGCGGAGGUGACCAUGCCCUUCACCAAAGCUGCCCCCCAGUGGCCACCCAGAACUCUCUCUGCUGGACUCACCUGAGGCAGGAGGUUCCAGAAUAGGGUGAGGUCCAGAAGUUGUGCUUGCAAGGUCCAGGGGUCUCGUGGUCUGGCAGUUGAGACGCUCUUCGGGCUGGCCCAGGUGCUGACCUUGCCACAGGCAAAUGAAUGUCCUUAAAGCUCCCAAGCAGGGACAGAGGGUUUUCUUCAACCUCCCAUCUCCUCCCCUUCCCAGGAAACCUUCUUGAUCUCAUGACUAUAACACGUUACUUUGGUUUUAAGGUCAGUCCUGAAUUGGUCAUGUAUAUGAACUGAAGGUAACAGAAGUAUUAAGGGUUUGAGGAGUGCGUGCGCAUUAGGUGUGCUUGUGGGUGUGUGCGUGGUGGGGAGAGAAUGGGAGGGGGGUGGGAGGGGUUGGAAGGGGAAAGGAAGGACGGAGAGAAAAAUCUUCAAAGACCAGGGUACAAUGGGAGCAAUCUUCUUUCUUGUAACCUUCUGUGGCUUAACAGCGGAGAUUGGCACUGAAGGGGCACCCAGCUGGAGGAAGGUUGGCCAUCACACUGGGGGUCGUUAGAAGAGAAGAGGGCUGAGGGUGUUUCCUGUGCUCCUGGAUCAGGCCCUGUUUCAGAAGGGACUCUGCAGUUUUCUCGGGUGCAUCCUGCUGGGCCCGGCCCCAGGCAGCUUCCUUCUCCCAGGUGUUUAUUGGUCUGGGUAUGCUUUGUAACUAAAUUCUGUGAUUUCUUAGCUGCAAGCCCUGAGUCUCCAGUGGUUAAAUUCACCUGACUUUUUGACAGGCCAAAUCUCUGCUCCUUGAGUACAGGGACAACUCUUCCUCCCUCCUCCCAGGCCCCCCAUGUGUGAUAGUGUAUUUAAUGUGUUUUUUUUUUAAUGCGACAUUAAAAGAGUCUUCACGUCUUGCUCAGCCUUUGAAAAAAGUUUCAGAUUCUUGUAUUUGCUUGUUUUAUAUAAAACUAUCCAAUGUUCUUUGUAUGUUUUUUUCUGUACGUAAUGCGGGGAGGGAAGGGAAAUUUACAUAAAACAGUCCUAGUUCUACAAUUUGUUAUUUUUUUAAUUAUUAUUUUUUAUCGUCAUUGUGAAGCUGUCCAGGGGCUUUAAAGUCCGUGUUCCCUUGUGGUGAAAUAACCUCCUAAUAGUUUGAGAAAUUGCCAAGAAGAAGGAAAGCAAAACCCUAGUAGCAGAGCAUGGAUUCUGUGUCGUUCUCCAUUCUGUCUAUUACUGCCUCAUUCAAUAAAUAGUUAACAAUGUGGCAACAGAAAGUGGAACUGUUCAUCUCUAUAGGAGCACUUAGCCUCUUAGCAGCUCUCUUCUAGGGUGGCUUGUUCUGCUUUGUAAAAGGAAAAGGUGCUUGGGCUCCAGCUCAGUGGUCUUUGAACUGUGCUCCUUGGCGCUGUGGGCCUGUAAGGGGAGUGCUAGGCUGGGGCCAGGGCCUCCUCCCCACCCCCCAUCACCAGAGCAGCUCCAUCUGUCCUGCGCAGGGUAGGGGGAUCUAGUUUGAAAAAUCCUAAAGAUGGUUUGAAAACCUCUACUCUGGCAGGUUUUUAGGGGUUAAUUGCUUUUCACAGGGUGGUUGGUGGUGCCUGUCCACCCACGUCCUCCCUACAUGAGUGUUGUUCAGUGUUGUGGUGGAUUAUCCUUGAAGCAGGGACCCCAAGCCAUUGCUUCCUUAAGCCCUCAGUCCUUGGGCUCUCUCACAGCUCACUGCUUUAACGUGGCAGCUGCCAGCUUCCCAUCUCCACCUCCUGCCACACCCCCAGCUUCAGGCCCUUCCUAAACCCCCAGUGGUUUUGCACCUCAGUACUUGUGCCCACUGCGUGCCUCAGCCUGAAGUGCUGGACUCCUUGCCACCUCCACCACCCCUUUCUUUCUUUUUGUUGUUGGGUGUUUGGGUCGGUUUCCUGGUGAUAAUGAUUAGAAUAGUUGAAUGUGGAAGGCCAGAGAUGUUUUCCUUGCUGACUGACAGUGGCUCAGUAAAGCCAGUGCCAUCUCUCCCCAUUCUUCUGGCACAAAUGGGCACAAAUGGCACAUCGUUGCCUAUUGUCACCAGAGAGGAUGGACCAGAGAAAGGACUGAUUGCAGCCAGAUAAGCCAAACAUCACUGCUGUUGGCCACCUGUGGAACAGCUGGGUGAUCUACAGUGCCUCUGUGGGAAUGGCAUCUCUCCAGAGGCAAAGUGCAUUCUGUUUGCCUGGCAAGACUCAGAUGCGUGUAUUGAAACUUUCUUUGAUGGGGCUGAUGGAAAUCCUUGCUUCCAUUACUGCCCAAAUCACCAACAGGAGCUGCUAACUCAGCUGCCUACAGGGACCAGGUGGUUGGAAUCAGUGUGUGAAGUGGAAGCGAUUCAGUUGUGAGAGAAGAGGGAGUAAUGGAGACAGGCAGAGUGGAGAGCGUCUGUCUAAAGGGAGCUGACUCCUAAGUGCUGGCAGAGUGUCAUGAGGCAGGAGGCACAUGGGCCCUGAGCCCCAUCUUUAAGAUUUUCCAGAGAAACUGGCAAGUCCAGAUUUCUGUAUGAAUCUCCUGAUUUCAACAACAAAUCAAAAAUCCUUUACAUACUCUGCAGGCAAAAUAAAACCCACAUGCAGACCAGCUCUGGCCUCUGGGUCAGUUUUGUUUAACUUUGUGAAUGCCCACCAUGUGCUGGGUGAAUAAAGGGUGGCAAUUGCCCGGGAAACAGGAGGAGAUGAGGAGACGUUCAUGUGAACAGACCACAGCAGCCUGUGUUACCAGGUGCCAUCUGGACAGAGUGCUGUAGCAGAAUGAGUUAUCAUGUCUCUUUAAGGGUCCUCUGCAUUAAGUAGUUUAUCAUCCUGCAGACAAGGAUCUGGUGCUCACCAAAACCAAGAGGCUGGGCUAGGAUUCUUGGCUUUAAGUCCUACCUCUGAGAAGAUCUGUUGGCAGUACUGGUGACCACUGAAGUCAUCCAAACUCAGAUGAACAAGCCGAGGGGAACCAGAAGGGCAGGCAAGAGAAGGACUCCUCCCCGGAAGAAGAGCCCAGGCUGCCAGUGCACCCUGGGCCUCACGCGGACCCAGUCGAGGCUCAUUUCUGGCCGCUUCUCAAGUGGAAAAGAACCUGCACCUGCAUUCGCCUUCCUCCCUAUCCGCCGCCAUUCUCCUUCCCUCCUCUAUCAGGUCUCCGAGGGCAUAGCGGAGUUGGAGUAGGCCCGUGGUGGAUCCCUUUGGUGUCAGUACCAAAACCCAACAGGGAGGACACUGAAGCUUGAUUACCUGGACCACAGGCUACGUGAGGUGAGGAAGAAAAGCCCACAUUUUCCCUCUCAUCUCCAUCUCGGUGGGCUGUGGGCCGCCCAGGACACCAGCCCAAGCCAGCCUACGGCCUCAGCACAGCUCAUGCUCAGUUGCCGAGUCAGAAGCUCCUGUCGGCGCAUUCCCACCUGGCCUCUGCCGUUUGCUCCAGGUUGGCAGCUCUUGGAGAAGAUCCACUCAGGAUGCUGGACGUGGCACAGAGGAAGGAGGUACCCAGAGUGGGGAGAUACGGCUUAAGGACUGGACUCUGAAAUAGCUGGAGAAUGUAGGUUUUCUCCACCUGCCAUUCCACUCCCAGUGCUGCUGGGCCCCUGAGUGAGUCCCCAACCCACUCUGAAUUUGAGUUUCUCCCUCCUGAAAAUGGCUGGGCUGUUAGCAAAUAUUUGCUGAUUACUGGAGUGUAUUUCUGCAGAGAAUUGGGGGAAAGGGUGGAGGAGCAGGGAUAAUUUUCAUCUGCAGAGGGGGAUCCAGGGUCCCCUGAGAACCUGGUUCUUAGCCGGAGCCACCUUGUAAGGCAAGGCCUGGCCUGCACCCCAGCCCUGUUCAGAGGCUUUCCUAGCUCUUGUUUAUGAGAACUAUCUUACCUGCAAUUAAAAGUGUUUAUAUGGUAGCAAUAAUAGUUAACACUUACAGCCCUUACAAUGUGCCUUGUUCUGUUCUAAGAGAUUUACCUAUAUAUUAACUUACUUAUUAGUCUUUACAGAGUUAUUAUCCCUACUUUACAAAUGAGCAAACUGAGCCACAAAGAGGUUAAGAGGUAGCUUAUUUAAUAUUUGGGGGAAAAAAGCUAGAAACUGUCCCCCCAAAUUUAAUGUGCUUGUAAAUAAAAUUGUUGGUGUAACUUAAA
Messenger RNA from Camelus dromedarius (Arabian camel), 6420 nucleotides. RefSeq names its product nuclear respiratory factor 1 (gene NRF1). The coding region runs from base 178 to 1689 and encodes 503 amino acids. Gene Ontology annotation, cellular component: nucleus. Gene Ontology annotation, biological process: regulation of transcription by RNA polymerase II. Lineage: Eukaryota; Metazoa; Chordata; Mammalia; Artiodactyla; Camelidae. The transcript has 12 exons. The record is from RefSeq and is a predicted model, not a curated record. Gene Ontology annotation, molecular function: DNA-binding transcription factor activity, RNA polymerase II-specific; RNA polymerase II cis-regulatory region sequence-specific DNA binding.